This is a messenger RNA of Colletotrichum navitas, 968 nucleotides long. RefSeq lists its product as uncharacterized. The record is from RefSeq and is a predicted model, not a curated record. The transcript has 2 exons. NCBI's taxonomy places the organism in Eukaryota, Fungi, Ascomycota, Sordariomycetes, Glomerellales, Glomerellaceae. Bases 229 to 801 code for a protein of 190 amino acids.
GCGUUUUCCCGCCCCAAAAGGCUCAAACGCCAUGCGCGGCAACCUGUGCCGACAAUUGUCGACCUUGACCUGCACCAAGUCGCAUCGAUCGAUGUGUCCACCACCUCGACUAUGCCGCCCGGUCGUUCCCGGCAUUUUCUCCAUUGGGAUUCCCAGCGAUACGGCACGCCUCUUGUGUUCUCAACAGGCGAACAAACCCUCGACUCGUGGGUCUUGCAUGUGUGACACAUGCCCAUUUCGCGUCGUUUAUCCUGGCAAGCCUUGGGAACCUUGGAGCAUGUCAUAUGGCAUAGCAACGGCAUUUGUCCCUUGGCCGACCAUGAUAUCGUACGAGGUACGCAGCUCCGAGCAAACUCACUGACCUUGCACGAGAGGAAUUUCGGCCGCGGUGCCCACACUCGGACCGCCUCUCAACGCUCGACUAUUGAAAAAGUAGAUUGCGCGGCCUGCAUGCCAAUGUCGUUCAACAGUCGGCACCCGGGAUCCAACGAUGUUUGUUCCGCGGCAAUACAGCCUACAGGGAAAACUUCUAGCGACGGUGCCUUGCCUUCUAGUCUCCGUCACUCCCCGUCUUGGCAUCUCGUCUUGGCAUCCCGCCUUGGCAUCCCGCCUUGGCAUCCUUCAAUGUCGACUUCCAUGAUGGCGCUAGGGGAGCACCCUAUCGACAACAGACUCCUUACCUUGACACUAUGGCCGGGCAAAUUGUCGUUACUGCGAUGCGAUUCUGAGAAAGUUCCCGAAUGUUUGCUAUGCCGUGCAGAGCCACUUCGUUGUACGAGCAGGGUACACGGAGAGUAUUGACACCAAGUACCCCUCACAUCCAUGCUGGUGCCAUCCACUAGGACACUGACGCCUGUGACGGCUGUUUUGCAGCCCGAUCCUUGUUGACAGAGUCACAGAUGCCAUAUGCUUAGACGAAACUGAUCCGGUCUUAAUGAUACUGUAACAGGAUCUCGAGAGUCGUUAUU